This is a messenger RNA of Mercurialis annua (annual mercury), 1691 nucleotides long. Its product is annotated as ankyrin repeat-containing protein BDA1-like. Gene Ontology annotation, molecular function: protein binding. Lineage: Eukaryota; Viridiplantae; Streptophyta; Magnoliopsida; Malpighiales; Euphorbiaceae. The record is from RefSeq and is a predicted model, not a curated record.
UGCAAGGCAGAGUAGAGGGAGCCACAAAUAAUAUGGAGAGUCAACAUUUAUCAGUGCUGUAUGCAGCAGCAAACAGAGGUUGUACACAAACCUUAAACUCCUUAAUCCAAACUGAUCCGUUGAUUCUUAACAAAAUCUCACUUUCGUCUUUCGUCGAAACUCCGUUGCACAUACCAUCUCUACUCGGCCAUCUUGAUUUCACCGUAGCUAUUCUAAAAAAAUGCCCGGGAAUGGCUGCGAAGCUCGAUUCUCUUCGACGCACUCCACUUCACUUAGCUUCUGCGGAGGGUCAUACUGACAUCGUUAAAGCUUUGUUGUCUGUAAACAGAAGUGUUUGUUUGAGUUGUGAUGAAGAAGGUAGGAUUCCUCUUCACUUGGCUGCCAUGAGAGGCAAUCUUGAGGCUGUACGAGAAUUGGUUAGGUCUUGUCCUGAGUCGAUUUAUCAUGAGUUGCUUGAUGAUGAAGAUACAGUUUUACAGUUGUGUGUGAAAUAUAACCAAUUGGAUGCUUUGAAACUGUUGGUGGAAAUGGUGGAUGAUCAUGAGUUCAUCUUCAAAUCUAAUAGAGAUGGUAAUACCGUCUUGCAUCUAGCUGCCACGCUCAAGCGAUUGAAGAUAAUAAAGUACCUGAUUUUACUACCUCAAGUAAAAGAAAAUGUGAAUUCCAUGAAUAAAAUGGGAUUAACAGCCUUGGAUCUGCUAGAUCAAUAAUCUUCCAGAGACUUCAAGAACCUUGAAAUUCAAGAAACUCUGAGAGAAUUCGGUGCUAAAAGAGCAGUAGAGCUAAAUGACAAUCUUCCGACAGCUACAAUCAAACUACCAACAACUACAAUCCAACUACAAACACUGUCUGUUCCCAGACAAACACCAUCAAGAUUCAAAUUAUGGUUCAAAAGAUGCCUGAAAUACAUUCAAUACAACGUAGAAGAAACACGAGGCGCACUGAUGAUCGUGGCAACUGUAAUAGCAACCGUGACUUUCCAAGCUGGAAUGAACCCGCCGGGUGGUGUUUGGCAACAAACCUUCGCAAAUUCCGUUGGCAGUCCUGUUUGUAACGCAACAAACAUAUGUGAAGCUGGAACUUCUGUGGUAGCCUAUACAUACCCAGACGAUUACACUGAAUUCAUGACAUUGAAUGGUCUUGCGCUUUUUACAUCACUAUGCGUCGUGGCUUUGGUUGUUGGCGGAUUUCCUCUAACGAAUAAAUUGUGCGUGUGGAUUCUAGCACAAGCUAUAUGUAUCACACUCAUUUUUCUUGUUUGGAGCUACGAGUUGGGUAUAAAGUUGCUUGCUCCGGCGAGAUUAAGAUCGCAAGUGGGUACUGAGGCUAUGAUCCUGUCUAAAAUAUUGUUAUCGGUGAUUACUUUAAUUAACUUCAUGGAUUAUCUCCGGUUUUUUAUCUGGAUAGUGAAAAAGGUGUGGCGAGGUUGUCGCAGGGUUAAAAAAUUAUGCGGUUGGUGAAUUAUAGGCAUUACCAUGUUCAAUAUUGCUUAUACCAUUUGAGUUAUAGUUCAUUGGUUGUGUUUAAGCACUUAGUGCUCAAUUAAUUAUGUCGAAAAUUGAUAAACCAUGGAUUUGGGUGUUGAUAGUUUUCUGCUUAUUUUUACAUGUAUGUAUAUUAUAUAGAACUCUUCAAUAAAGGAAUGCUAAAUCUAGAGAUGUUCUUAUAAAGAGAAUAUUUAUUCGAUUUAA